AUGUCAAAAAGGUCACUCUCCGAGGCAUGGCCUCUUGACACUCCCGAAAAUCUUGACUCGGUAAACUUGAUCAUUCACCAAGCGGAAGAUUUGUUGCGAGCUGCACAUGAUUUCAAGCAUGGCAUCAUGGCAGGAAAGCCCCAUGAACAUGGCAAUGCAGACCAUCUUAAGUCGAUUGUUUCUGAGAUAUCCUCGACACUAGGGAACCUGGACCACGAACCUUCAGCCUCGCACAUGAAAGCCAUCAGAUUGGAAAGCUCCAGAUCUGUGUCGAGCCAGGCCCCCAUCGCGGUCACACUCACGCCAUGGACACAAGACGACCUGCAACAUCGUAAGCCUCCAUUAGAGAGUAUUCAUAAUGCUUCCUUGGAACGGGCAGUCUUCACCCAUUGUGGUAUUUCGAGAAAUGUAGCCGAGAAUUACGAACGGCUGGAAUGGAUUGGCGAUGCGUACCUCUAUCUUAUGUCAUCUGCGUUCAUAUAUCAGACAUUUCCCAACUUGCCAGCAGGACGAUGCUCUCAAUACCGCGAGUUGCUCGUCCGAAACAAGACACUCGCUAGAUAUACACAGGAGUAUCAGCUAGAAAGGCGCCUGCAGCUCCCACCCGAGUUCCUGGGAGGAAACGAAUUUGCUCCUGCCACGAAAAAAGUGUAUGAUAAGAUCCAAGGCGAUCUAUUUGAAGCAUACAUUGCGGGUGUCAUCUUGGGUGAUGCAGAUCAAGGGUUGCGGCGCGCCUCGUCAUGGGUUAAGACGUUGUGGACGACCGAGCUCAGAGAAGAGCUCAGCAAAGAGUUCAGAUACCAGCAAGCAGCCCCCAGAAACAGCUCUCUCCACAUCCCGGGCGUUCAAAGUCCAGACUCUCAAGCGGAAACGACACCUCAGGCUAGGAUCGUGGAGAUGAAUGCGAAGGUCCAGCUUGCGCAAGCCAUCGGGGCCAAAGGUAUCAGAAUUGACUAUAAGGACGAAGGCGAGCCUAAGAAGGAGAAGAAGACUGGGUUGCCUUGGUACACCGUCGGCGUCUACCUCGAUGGAUGGGGUGUCAAGAGCUUCAAAUUAGGCUAUGGCAGUGCCAUGAGCAAAAAGGAAGCAGGAACCAAAGCUGCUCAAGCUGCUCUGGAUAACAGGAAGAUGAUCAGCCGCUUUGAGCAGAAGAAGCAAGAGCACGACAAAAAGAUGAAGGAACAGGCGGCUUACGCGGAGUGGAAGGCAUAA
This is a messenger RNA of Truncatella angustata, 1212 nucleotides long. RefSeq names its product ribonuclease III domain-containing protein. The transcript has a single exon. Gene Ontology annotation, molecular function: ribonuclease III activity; double-stranded RNA binding. Gene Ontology annotation, biological process: rRNA processing; primary miRNA processing; regulation of gene expression. Lineage: Eukaryota; Fungi; Ascomycota; Sordariomycetes; Amphisphaeriales; Sporocadaceae. Gene Ontology annotation, cellular component: nucleus. Bases 1 to 1212 code for a protein of 403 amino acids. The record is from RefSeq and is a predicted model, not a curated record.